This is a messenger RNA of Nicotiana tabacum (common tobacco), 327 nucleotides long. The record is from RefSeq and is a predicted model, not a curated record. Lineage: Eukaryota; Viridiplantae; Streptophyta; Magnoliopsida; Solanales; Solanaceae.
AUGGGACGGUCGACCACUGAGGCCAUUCAUAUUGUGAGGAGAUUGGUGGAGCAGUAUAGGGUGGUGAAGAAGGAUUUGAAUAUGGUAUUCAUUGACCUGGAAAAAGCCUAUAACAAAGUCCCGAGAGAGGUUCUAUGGAGCUGUUUGGAAACUGGAAGAGUGCAUGUAGCGUAUAUUAGUGCGAUUCAGGAUAUGUAUGAUGGAGCUAAGACACGAGUUAGGACAGCAGGAGGAGACUCUAACUAUUUUUCGGUUGAGAUGGGGUUGCAUCAGGGAUCAAUACUUAGCCCGUUUUUAUUUUCCCUGGCGAUGGAUUUAUUGACGUGA